This is a messenger RNA of Rosa rugosa (rugosa rose), 624 nucleotides long. Its product is annotated as fasciclin-like arabinogalactan protein 14. Lineage: Eukaryota; Viridiplantae; Streptophyta; Magnoliopsida; Rosales; Rosaceae. Gene Ontology annotation, cellular component: plasma membrane. The transcript is spliced from 2 exons. The record is from RefSeq and is a predicted model, not a curated record. Bases 1 to 624 code for a protein of 207 amino acids.
AUGGGUGGCCUCUCUAGCGACGACAGCUUCACCCUCAAGUCGGUCAUGAGCGGCCACGUCAUCCUCGACUACUACGACAAGGAGAAGUUGGCUAAGCUUGCCAAGAACAAUAGAAGCGCCACGCUGACGUCUCUAUUCCAGAGUUCGGGCGUGGCUCAAAACCAACAGGGCUUCGUUCGGGUCGAAGUCGUUGACGGUGAGAUUAUUUUCGGGUCAGCAUCCAAGGGUGCACAAAUGAACUCCAAGCUAGUUAAGUCGCUCCAUCAUUGGGGAUUUGGGGUUCCCAACAUCAAUGCAUCUCCGGCGCCCGAGAAGGCUCCGGCACCGAAGAAAGGCAAGUCUACCAGUCCGGAAGACGAGGCAGAGAGUCCUUCCGAAGACACCGCUGAAAGUCCCGCCGAUGACACGUCGGACUCGGACUCGGAGGCUCCGAGUCCGUCCAAAGCCAGAGAUUCGACUCCGCCCAAGCCAGGUUAUGAGGAUGAUCUGGUGACGGCAGAUUCGCCAUCUUCGACUCCGGCACCUGCGCCCUCCAAGAAUGAUGCACGCGCCACGGCUGCUGAGAUGGGAGUUGGGGUUGUUGCGAUGGGGUUGGUUAUUUCAGUAUUGGUUGCUUUGUUCUGA